AUGAUUUCCACCACCGUCUUCACCUACGCCGCCGCCGUGUUCUCUCUCUUCGCCGUGGUGAACGCACAAGUGCAGCCACGAAACUAUACAAACUACCAAGAGUUCGUUGACGACCUCCCAUCCUGCAACAAGGAUUGCAUGGAAGUCGACAUCGAUGCAAUCUUGCUCACCUGCGGCGGCACUGACCUCGAGUGCGCUUGCUCACAGACCCUAAGACUCGAGCAGAACGUUGGCACCAACAGAAGCCAAGCCUGCGUCGAAGCAUGCCCUGACAGCGAGGAUGCCGACAUGACAAUCAUCUCCGGGAACAUAUUCUUAACCUGUCUCCCAUUCAUGAUUGCGGAUCCGGCGGCCUUCAACACAACCACCGAGCAGCUUGUGGAACUGGGCUUGGUCGAGCCCACUAACGGCACGAACUCGAGCUCGUCUACUAGCCCGCCUUACGGCGCCACUCACCCGGCUAAUGGCUCUAAUGCCUCUACCACUAGUUCUGCGCCAGUGGCCACCCAGACGACCAAUGCUGCGGGAUCGUUGCUGGCGAGCUCGUUCUUGAUUGCGGCAGUUCCGGCGGUGCUUUCGUUCCUUGUUUAA
Molecule: messenger RNA, 591 nt
Organism: Morchella sextelata
Lineage: Eukaryota; Fungi; Ascomycota; Pezizomycetes; Pezizales; Morchellaceae
Exons: 2
Coding region: 1-591 (196 amino acids)
Source: RefSeq, a predicted model, not a curated record